AUGCCCAAAAUCACAAUCUUGGGCGCAGGCAUCACUGGCUUGGCUAUUGCCAGCCAGCUACCUAGCAACUAUGAUAUCACGAUUGUUGCCAAAGAACUCCCGGGAGACGACACUCUGAAAUGGGCAAGCCCGUGGGCUGGGGCAAUCUGGAUGCCGAUCCAUGGCGCAAACGCUGAGGAGCAGCGUGUGCAGCUCAAUUCCUUGGCUUUCCUCACCAAAUUGGCUGCUUCCAACCCAGAAUCUACAGUCAGGUUUGAGGUGCUCCCCAAGUCCCGCUAUCCCGAAGGUGUCAAAUAUGCCAUGAAGUAUAAUGCCGUCACCAUGCACCCUCAAAACUUGAUCAAGUGGCUCGAAUCUCGCUUGAAAGCCAAAGGAGUGAAGUUUCACAGAGCAGGUGUGACUUCGCUGGGAGCUUUGAAGCACAUGGGCCACGACGUUCUCAUUAAUGCUUCAGGCCUUGGUGCCGCUGCAUUAAAAGACGUUCACGACCCGCAAAUCAUGCCCUGCGUCACCCAUUUGAUUGAAGUGAGACAUCCCUAUGAUCAGAUCUGGAUGCGCCACAACAAAGACUAUUCAGUCUACACCUACAUCCUCCCUCGUGGAGAUGGAACUGCGGUUCUUGGUGGCUCUCGUUUCUAUGGAGAAUGGGUUCCCAAGAUCAUUCCUGAAGUCCGUCAGGGGAUCAUUGACCGUCUUCAUAAAAAUUUGCCCGAGCAUUUCCCUGCCGACAUCAAAGACAUCGAUUUCAUAAGCGAUAUCACCGGCGUCCACCAGCAGCAGGAGGGUGGACUCAAGCUUUACAAGCAACACCUGAAUGGACAAGAUGUGGUCCAUGCGUACGCAUUCCGUGGUGGAGGUUUCAUGCUUAGUUUCGGUCUUGCGAACGAAGUUGCUCAAAUGGUGAACAAACAUCUCUUCACUUACGAUGCUAGGUUGUAG
Clonostachys byssicola is the source of this 939-nucleotide messenger RNA. Lineage: Eukaryota; Fungi; Ascomycota; Sordariomycetes; Hypocreales; Bionectriaceae. The record is from the annotation of a GenBank genome assembly.